This is a messenger RNA of Radiomyces spectabilis, 1100 nucleotides long. RefSeq lists its product as uncharacterized. The transcript has 2 exons. Bases 285 to 935 code for a protein of 216 amino acids. The record is from RefSeq and is a predicted model, not a curated record. Lineage: Eukaryota; Fungi; Mucoromycota; Mucoromycetes; Mucorales; Radiomycetaceae.
UGGCAGCAUCAGGGUCGUAACUAUUAAGCAGGCUGUCAAGACGGAUAGGGUGAUGUUUUUGGGUUGUUCGUCCUACCCAAUGGUUGGCAAGCUGAAUUUUUUUUGAAGCUCCUGGAAUUCUGGCUGAGAAACAUGAAAGGCGUGCCAAAUUUCUACAGGCGAGUGGUUGCUUCAGCGGGGUUUCCAAGGAAGAGCAGAUCCUCGAAAUUAACGAUUUGCACGUGUUCUCUCUCUUUCUCUGUUCUCUCUCUCUUUCGCUCUCUCUAUCUCUUUUUGACCGAAUCAUGUCCGGUGAUCUGGAUCAUAUUCUUCGCGACCUCGAAAAGCAAGUGCAUGAUUUCUCCUUGACAGUGGAAAAUCCCACAGCUAUUCAUACUCAACCUUAUCCUAAUCUUGCAUCAUCGCGAGUCAACCAUUCCACUCGUCAGGCUGUAGAUGGAGCUCAUCCUUCAUCCUCAAAGUUUCAGCAUUCUGUGCCCAGGCACGACACAUCAUAUUCAGUUCACGACCCAGCCAACAUCUACUCAUCCGACAUCUCUUCCGAUGGUGAACCGGAUCCUCGAACACAACGCCCGGCUCAACAACACCUGGCGGAUGACACCGAAUCAAGCGACGAUGAUAUUUGCAUUGCCGAUCUUCAGCGACCGAUGAAAAUGCAGAUGGAUAGAAUGGCAAGCAAAAAAAGCCAUUUACCAACCACCAUGACUGACCACAGUGGAGGUGGAUUAGUGCGUAGUCCAAGUGUCAACGUUAGAUCGAUCAAACCAGAUAUUCCGGAUGAGCCGACCCCUGUGGCACCAUCCCAAGAUACCGACGACGACCUUCGUGCCGCCAUGCAGCGUGCUUGGGCUGUUCUGGAAGCUGAAUCAGGUGUCACAGAAGAGCUUAAUCAAAAGUCAGACACCUCGAUCAAAGAAGCGGAGGUAAACCUCUAGGUGGCACCAUGCUGCCCCCUUUUUUUUCUGAUUUUCUAUUCAUUCAUGGCCAAAAUCUAUGCAAAAUAAGUUUACUCAUGAUGAGCUAUUACAGAUGUCAGCCAUAGAAACUGCCCGGUCUGAACCUUUACCGAGAAUAGCAGUGCAAACCAUCACUAUACGCAU